Molecule: messenger RNA, 477 nt
Organism: Lachancea nothofagi CBS 11611
Lineage: Eukaryota; Fungi; Ascomycota; Saccharomycetes; Saccharomycetales; Saccharomycetaceae
Source: the annotation of a GenBank genome assembly
AUGUCGGCCGAUCAUUCCAGAGAUCCUUGUCCUGUGGUAGUCCUCAGCGAUUUCGGUGGUGCUUUUGCAAUGGGUGUCAUUGGUGGCUGCGUAUGGCACGGUAUCAAAGGUUUCAGAAACUCGCCCAUGGGCGAACGUCACUUGGGUGCCGUGAGCGCCAUCAAGGCCAGAGCUCCCGUUGUAGGAGGUAACUUUGGUGUGUGGGGUGGUUUGUUUUCUACCUUUGACUGUGCCGUGAAAGCAGUCCGCAAGAGAGAAGACCCAUGGAACGCCAUUAUUGCUGGUCUUUUCACCGGUGGCUCUUUGGCUGUCAGAGGUGGUUGGAGACACACCAGAAACAGUGCCAUCAUGUGUGGCUGUCUCUUGGGUGUUAUGGAAGGUGUCGGUUUGAUGUUCCAGAGGUACGCCGCUUGGCAAGCCAAGCCUAUGGCUCCUCCUUUGCCAGAGCCCCAACCAGCACAACCUCUACGUGCUUAA